AUGGCUCAAGAUAGGAAAUUAACAACCGGUGAAUUGGUGUCACCAAUGGACCACAGUGUUGAAUAUUAUGUUGAUAAAGGAAUCUCGGUGAUUGAGCCAAAACUUGUCGAAGAGCUGACAACCAAUACGACACAUGAAGAAAAAAAAAAUUUUGUCAAAGGUAUUCUUGCCGCCAUCAAACCCGUCAAUAAGGUACUAUAUAUUACGUUCCCAAUCCGACGCGACAAUGGAGAAUAUGAAAUGAUAGAAGCAUGGAGAGCUCAGCACAGCGAACACAGGACACCAACUAAGGGUGGAAUCCGUUUCGCUGAAUCUGUCUGUGAAGACGAGGUUAAAGCUUUGGCUGCAUUAAUGACUUACAAAUGCGCAGCUGUUGACGUUCCGUUCGGUGGCGCAAAGGGUGGUGUAAAAAUUGACCCCCGUAAAUACAGUGCGUAUGAAAUUGAGAAAAUUACACGCCGUUUAGCUCUCGAAAUGGGUAAAAAAGGAUUCUUGGGUCCCGGUGUCGAUGUUCCAGCACCUGACAUGGGUACUGGCGAACGAGAAAUGGGUUGGUUUGCCGACACUUACGGCCAAACUAUUGGACACUUAGACAAGGAAGCCUACGCUUGUGUUACCGGCAAACCCAUUGUAUCUGGCGGUAUUCAUGGCAGGACCGCUGCAACAGGACGUGGGGUUUGGAAGGGACUGGAAACUUUCAUGAACGAUGAAGAAUACAUGAAGAAAGUUGGUCUUACAACCGGACUAAAAGGAAAAACUUUCAUCAUCCAGGGUUUCGGUAACGUUGGCCUACAUACAACACAUUUCUUGGUCAAGGCAGGUGCAAUUUGUAUUGGUGUUCAAGAGUGGGAUUGCUCUGUGCGGAACCCCAAAGGUAUCGACCCCAAAGCACUUGAAGAAUGGAAAAACAAACAUGGAACUCUCAAGGGCUUCCCUGGCGGCGAAAUGUUCGAACCAUUCAAAGAACUGAUGUACGAGAAAUGUGACAUUUUUAUUCCGGCUGCCUGUGAGAAGGUUAUUCAUAAAGGAAAUGCGGAUCGCAUCCAAGCCAAUGUAAUCGCUGAAGCAGCAAACGGCCCAACCACGCCAGCAGCUGACAAAAUACUGCUCAACAAAGGCAACAAGUUGAUCAUUCCCGACAUGUUUGUGAACAGUGGUGGUGUCACCGUCUCUUUCUUCGAAUGGUUGAAAAACCUGAAUCAUGUCAGCUUCGGCCGCAUGACUUUCAAACACGAAGUCGACUCCACAUACGAUGUUCUCAGAAGCGUCCAGGAAUCAUUACAAACACAAGCUAAUCUUAAAGUUGACAUCCAACCCAACAAAGAGCUGAAGGAACGUAUUGGCGGACCCACAGAAGAAGAAAUUGUUAAUUCUGGAUUGGAAUACACGAUGUCCAGAUCAGCAAAAGCGAUCAUUGCAACCGCCCACAAAUACAACCUUGGGUUGGAUAUACGCACAGCCGCAUAUGCAAAUUCGAUUGAGAAAAUCUACAACACAUACAAGACCAUGGGCUUCACAUUUUCAUAA
This is a messenger RNA of Enterobius vermicularis (human pinworm), 1527 nucleotides long. The record is from the annotation of a GenBank genome assembly. NCBI's taxonomy places the organism in Eukaryota, Metazoa, Nematoda, Chromadorea, Rhabditida, Oxyuridae.